Nematocida major is the source of this 204-nucleotide messenger RNA. RefSeq names its product small subunit ribosomal protein S28e. Gene Ontology annotation, cellular component: ribosome. The transcript has a single exon. Lineage: Eukaryota; Fungi; Microsporidia. The record is from RefSeq and is a predicted model, not a curated record. The coding region runs from base 1 to 204 and encodes 67 amino acids. Gene Ontology annotation, molecular function: structural constituent of ribosome. Gene Ontology annotation, biological process: translation.
AUGGAAGCAGGAGCAGAACCAGUAUUAGCACUAGUAUCAGAAGUAAUGCAAAGAACAGGACCAGGUGGCAGUUGCCAGGUAGUAAAAGUAACUGUUGUUUCCACCGGAAGAUCACUAACUAGAAUAAUAGAAGGACCAGUGAGGAAGGGAGACCACGUAUACUUACUAGAAGCAGAAAGAGAUCUUAAAGUAAGCAGACGGUAA